This is a messenger RNA of Didymosphaeria variabile, 1062 nucleotides long. RefSeq lists its product as uncharacterized. The transcript has a single exon. Gene Ontology annotation, biological process: protein deglycosylation. The record is from RefSeq and is a predicted model, not a curated record. The coding region runs from base 1 to 1062 and encodes 353 amino acids. NCBI's taxonomy places the organism in Eukaryota, Fungi, Ascomycota, Dothideomycetes, Pleosporales, Didymosphaeriaceae. Gene Ontology annotation, molecular function: N4-(beta-N-acetylglucosaminyl)-L-asparaginase activity.
AUGACACGAACCGCAGCAAUUGCUGGUCUACUUGCAUUAAGUCUUCCCGCGCAAGCGUCAUCAGGCCUUCCCUUCAUCAUCAACACGUGGGGAGGACCCUUCACCGCAGCCACCGACGCCGCCUAUCUCUCGUUGCAAAAUCCUGCCACUUCAGCUCUCGACGCUGUACAGGUCGGUUGUUCCACAUGCGAGCGAAAUCAAUGUGAUGGGUCCGUUGGCUUUGGUGGAUCGCCCGACGAAAAUUGCGAGACAACCCUGGACGCCAUGAUUAUGGACGGCACAACAAUGAAAUCUGGUGCGGUAGCAGGUUUGCGACGGAUUAAAGACGCCAUCGCGGUCGCACGCUACGUACUGGAAUACACGACGCACACUCUUCUCGCAGGCGAUCUGGCCACGCAAUUCGCUGUCUCAAAUGGCUUUCCCUUGAGCAAUCUUACGACGGCCGAGCAGGCAGCGAGAUGCACAGCGUGGAGGGAAGACAACUGCCAACCGAACUAUAGGAUUAACGUGACUCCGGAUCCGAAGUCAUCGUGUGGGCCUUACACGGGUACCGCACUUAAUUCGACAUCGCCAGCUUACAAAAGAGCGAUCACACCCGACGCAAGUCAAACAUCCCACGAUACCAUCUCCAUGAUCGCAAUCCACGCCUCUGGUAUCAUGGCAGCCGGAACUUCAACGAACGGUGCAACCUGGAAAGUCCCUGGACGCGUCGGUGACGGCCCAAUAACAGGCUCUGGAUCCUACGUUGACGGAGACAUUGGCGGCUGUGGCGCUACGGGUGACGGCGACAUCAUGAUGCGGUUCCUCCCGUGCUACCAGGCUGUGGAGAACCUGCGGCAGGGUAUGAGCCCGAAGCUAGCGGCCGAGGAUGCGGUUAAACGCAUUCUAAGGAAGUAUCCUGAGGGUUCGUAUGGGAUUGUGGUGGUCGAUAAGUAUGGCGAGCAUGGAGGGGCAGGAUCGGGUUGGACUUUCACAUAUGCUUUUAGGGGGGGGAGUAUGAAUGCUACAGAGGUGGUGUCGGUGCCGCCGUUGAACGAGACAAGAUUGGUAAUGCAAGCGUAG